This is a messenger RNA of Phascolarctos cinereus (koala), 1636 nucleotides long. Its product is annotated as small ribosomal subunit protein eS4-like. Gene Ontology annotation, molecular function: structural constituent of ribosome; RNA binding. The record is from RefSeq and is a predicted model, not a curated record. Gene Ontology annotation, cellular component: ribosome; cytosolic small ribosomal subunit. NCBI's taxonomy places the organism in Eukaryota, Metazoa, Chordata, Mammalia, Diprotodontia, Phascolarctidae. Gene Ontology annotation, biological process: translation.
CUGCCACCUCAGGCCUCUUCCGGAGGUCCUACGUGAGCGACGCCUGGCGGGUAUAUUAAGGAUGCCCCGGAAGGCGUGGCUGAGAGAGCGGAAGUUCUCAGACGUCCUCGUGGCUGUCUGCGGAGAGGUGAGGCAUUUCUGUAGUGACCCACUUCUUUGCGCCUUGUGUGGACCGAGGCCGCGUGGCCGUUUUGGGUGGAGAACCGGCUGGGCUUCAACUCUGCUCAAGACUGCGCCCGGGCCUUCUGAGAACUCGCGAGACCCGAGACUUGUUCCCGCCGGUGCCCUUGAUUCCAGGCCCAGCACAGCCAUGGCUCGUGGUCCCAAGAAGCACCUGAAGCGUGUGGCAGCCCCAAAGCAUUGGAUGCUUGAUAAGUUGACAGGAGUGUUUGCUCCUAGACCCUCCACAGGCCCCCAUAAGCUGAGGGAGUGCCUCCCCCUCAUCAUCUUCCUUAGAAAUAGACUCAAGUAUGCCCUGACGGGAGAUGAGGUAAAGAAGAUCUGUAUGCAGCGGUUCAUCAAGAUUGAUGGCAAAGUCCGCACUGACAUUACCUACCCUGCUGGCUUUAUGGAUGUCAUCAGCAUCGAUAAGACAGGAGAACAUUUCCGUCUGGUAUAUGACACCAAGGGCCGUUUUGCUGUUCAUCGCAUCACGGCUGAAGAGGCAAAAUAUAAAUUGUGCAAAGUGAGAAAGAUCUUUGUGGCUACAAAAGGGAUCCCUCAUCUGGUGACCCAUGAUGCCCGUACGAUCCGUUAUCCAGAUCCUCUAAUCAAAGUGAAUGACACCGUCCAGAUUGAUUUAGAGACUGGCAAGAUCACUGAAUUCAUCAAAUUUGAUACUGGCAACCUAUGUAUGGUGACUGGUGGUGCUAACCUGGGUCGAAUUGGUGUGAUCACCAACAGGGAGAGGCAUCCAGGCUCUUUUGAUGUUGUCCAUGUGAAGGAUGCCAAUGGCAAUAGCUUUGCCACUAGGCUUUCAAAUAUUUUCGUUAUUGGCAAAGGUAACAAGCCUUGGAUUUCUCUACCCCGUGGAAAAGGUAUCCGUCUCACCAUUGCUGAAGAAAGAGAUAAGAGAUUGGCAGCCAAACAGAGCAGUGGAUAAAUGAAGAUGAGGACUAGUGGAAUAUGUGAUCAGAUAAAGCUGUUACAGCAUGGAAAAAAUUUCCUUUUGUCAAUUUUGGUAGUUGAUACUGUUGUAGGUAGUCAUCUGUUUCAUUUAUGUUGUCUGAUUUAUUGGAAUAUAGCUCUGUGGACUGGUUUUAUUUAGUAGUUUACAUUUUCUUGGUCAACUUUUGGUUUAUUCUAGUUUAAUAAAACAGCAUAUAUUAUUUCUUCCUUUUAUAAUUUGUUGGCUUUUACAGGCUAGACUGAGAUUAAUAUUUGUGAGUGUUCUAUAUGCAUUUGAAAAGAAUGCUUAUUCUCUGCUUAUCCUGUUUAGUUCUCUUCAUAUAACUCGUAAUUCUAAUGUAUUUAAGUAAGUUCAGAUCAAAUAUUUACUGUUAACCUCAUUUGGGUUUAUCCUUCUGAUGAUUGAAUGUUGACAUCUAUUAUAUUUGUCUUUUUUCUUAUAUCACUGUUAUACUUUUCUUAAUUUAGUAGAUGUGUUUGUCUCAAAUAAAAUGAGAAUUACUGCAUA